Messenger RNA from Eruca vesicaria subsp. sativa (arugula), 186 nucleotides. NCBI's taxonomy places the organism in Eukaryota, Viridiplantae, Streptophyta, Magnoliopsida, Brassicales, Brassicaceae. The record is from the annotation of a GenBank genome assembly.
AUGGCCACAUUCACUCGAAAUAAACCACAUGUAAAUGUGGGAAAAAUUGGGCAUUCGAUUCUAUACAGAGGUGUUUCGAGGAAAGAGAAACCAAGACGUCAUCAUGGGUUGAAUCAGCAGAAGAGGCAAGAGAUGAAGGAAGCUUUUGAUCUAUUCGACACUGAUGGGGCUCUCUGGCACCAUUGA